AUUUCCUUGCACUAAGCAUCUCUCCGAGUCGAUUUAAAGCGGACCAGCGCGAGUCACCAGCCGGAAGUGUUCUUCAUGGAGGACAACCAGAAGGGGAAGCAGCUGAACCGGGAAGCUACUGGCGAUGGAACUCUGGAUCUGUUCGGAAGGCCUGCUGUGAAAUGCAAAACCGGUGGAUGGUUUACAUCCUCGCUUAUCCUUGGAACACAAGGAUUUGCGGCCGUUGGCUACUUUGGAGUCUGCACGAACCUCAUCCUCUACCUCACCAGAGUCCUGCACGAAGGCAAUGCGGUCGCAGCAAACAACGUGAGCAACUGGAUUGGAACAUCUUACGUGACAUCUUUAAUUGGAGGAUUUUUGGGGGACGCAUACCUUGGAAGAUUCUGGACUGCAGCAGUUUUCCUCGUCAUCUACCUCCUGGGAAUGGUGUUGCUUACACUUACAGCAACCGUGAAAGCGUUUAAACCCCCAGCGUGCACGAGAAAUCAGUCCUUCUGCCCCAAAACUUCACCUGAAAAAACAACACUGUUAUACGUUGCACUAUACAUCAUAGCACUUGGCUAUGGCGGACACCAACCUUGCCUUACCUCUUUGGGAGCUGAUCAGUUCGACAAGGAAGAUCCGAAAGAGCAGACAGAGGCCACCAGGUUCUUCAGCUGGUACUACAUGUCCAUCACGUUUGGUGCAAUCACGGCGGGAGUGCUUUUCGUUUACGUAGAAGACAAUAUCGGCUGGGGUGUAGGAUUCGGGCUCUCAACCGCAGCAGCGGUGGCAGCAGUGGUAGCCUUCUUUAUCGGAGCUCCAAGAUACCGCCAGCAGCGAACCGGAGGAAAUCCCUUCACCAGGGUAGCACAGGUAUUUAAUGCCGCGCUGCAUAAACACCACGUAAAAGUUCCUUCGGACAGCUCACUUCUUUACGAAGUCGACUUCAAAGGCUCUGCGAUACAAGGAAGUCGUAAGAUUCUCCACAGUGACGAGUUCAGAUACCUUGACAAAGCAGCAACGGAGAUCGACAGUGAUACAGUGGCUGGAACCAGCGAGAAAAAUCCAUGGCGACUCUGCACGAUCACACAAGUCGAGGAGGUAAAAUGCAUCCUAAGAAUUCUCCCUAUCUGGGCCAGUAGCAUCCUCUUCUCCACCCUCUACACGCAAAUGAGUACCUUGUUCGUGGAGCAAGGCGCCACCAUGAACACCCACGUCGCGGGCUUUAAAAUCCCGCCAGCGUCCCUUUCCACUUUCACCAUGAUCAGCGUUCUCCUCUCGGCCCCUACAUACGAGUACGUGGUGGUUCCACUAGGACGAAAGAUCACAGGAAAUAAAAGAGGACUUACGAGCCUCCAGCGGAUGGGAGUUGGACUGAUCGUCGUCACGGUGGCAAUGAUCUUCGCGGCACUGGUGGAGAUCUUCCGCCUCAAAUCCGCAAGAGCUCACGGCUUGAUCGAUGCAGCCAAGCCGGUCCCAAUGAGCGUCUUCUGGCAAAUCCCGCAAUACUUCCUGGUUGGAGCCUCCGAGGUCUUCACUUACAUCGGCCAGCUCGAUUUCUUCUACGAGGAAUCCCCCGACGCGAUCCGGAGCCUGAGCGUGGCGCUGUCGCCGACGUCGUUCGCGCUGGGGAAUUACGUGAGUAGCCUGCUGGUGACCUGCGUGAUGGAGCUCACGAGCAAGGGCGCCCGGCUGGGAUGGAUCCCAAACAACCUCAACCGCGGCCAUCUCGAUUACUACUUCUGGCUGCUCAGCGCCAUCAGCAUUCUCAACCUGGCGUUCUACCUGGCCUGCGCGAUCUGGUACAAAUUUAUCCAGAUCGAUCGCCACGACGACGCUGCUCGCGAAGAGCCCUAAAAUAUUUUCUAGGGCUAUUUGAUUUGACUGACUGGUGGGAAAAAUCUGUAAUACAUUUGUG
Molecule: messenger RNA, 1900 nt
Organism: Selaginella moellendorffii
Lineage: Eukaryota; Viridiplantae; Streptophyta; Lycopodiopsida; Selaginellales; Selaginellaceae
Product: protein NRT1/ PTR FAMILY 8.1
Exons: 5
Coding region: 76-1839 (587 amino acids)
Biological process (GO): transmembrane transport
Cellular component (GO): membrane
Molecular function (GO): transmembrane transporter activity
Source: RefSeq, a predicted model, not a curated record